Messenger RNA from Dermochelys coriacea (leatherback sea turtle), 2379 nucleotides. Its product is annotated as kelch-like protein 42. The transcript is spliced from 4 exons. NCBI's taxonomy places the organism in Eukaryota, Metazoa, Chordata, Testudines, Dermochelyidae. The record is from RefSeq and is a predicted model, not a curated record. Gene Ontology annotation, molecular function: protein binding. The coding region runs from base 135 to 1874 and encodes 579 amino acids.
CCCUCCUGCCCGCUGCGAGAUUCCUGUGGCGGCCCGGGCCCGGCCUGCGCUGCCCAGAGCUCCCCGCGUGGCCGGCUGCCCCGGCGCGGCUGGGCGAGAGCUCCGGGACGGGCCUGCGGGAUCUGCCACCGUCCAUGCCCCGCAGGCCUCUCUGUGCUGCUCUGCGCAGCUGGAGGUGGGGGGCCGAAGGCUUCUGGGCUGCAGCCUGGCACGCCCUGACUCGCCCCCCGAGGGCUGCGGCCAGCUGGGCUCUGAGCUGCCUCCUCUGUUUGCUUUGCACCCUGACCAGCUUCUUCCUGCUGCCCAGCAAGGGGCCGGGCAGCCUGGCGCCUCGGGCAGAGCCCUGGGAGGGCAGCCCCGAGCAGAGGGUCUACAGGAGCCGAGGGGCGAGGCUGCCCCUCAUUACCGUCCAGACAGACCCCUGUGCCUUCCAGGUGGAGCUGGCCCGGCUGGCUGAGGAGAGCGCGUAUUUCGGGGCGCUGGCACGAUCCCAGAUGCAGGAGGCUGCGGAGGGGUGGCUGGUGCUGGAGCACGUCCCAUCGGGCGCCUUCCGCGCCAUCCUGGAGUUUGUCUUCCUGGGGCACUUCGGGCUGGGUGAGGAGGAGCUGCUGCCCGCCGUCCAGGCUGCCAGCUACUUGCUGGUGCCCUCCUUCCUGGAGCAGUGCUGGCUGGCCCUGCACCCACUCCUGCGCCCCGACAACUGCCUGCCCUACCUGCGCUUUGCCGAGGCCAUUGGCUGCCCGGAGAUGCGGGCCGUGUUGUGCCAGUACCUGAGCGCCCAGCUCCUGGAGCUGGCGCCCGUCACGGGGCAGCUGGCCCCGGCGCUGCAGGAGGAGCUGGCGUGGCUCCGGACACGGGGCCCCCAGCAGCUGUGUGUGCUCCGCAAGGAGAACCUGAGGACCCCGGCCACCCCCGACAUGGAGCCCCUGCGGGGCCUCUAUUGCCUCCCCCUGGGCCAGGGGGCCACCUGGCGCCGGGCCACCGGGCUGCCCUUCCAGGCCGACAAGUGGAGCUUCAGCACUGCCCAGCUGCUCAACUACCUGUUCCUCAUCGGCGGCUACCGGGAGCGCCACGGGGCCCGCGGGUUCGCCUUCCGCAUGGCGGCCUUCCGCUACAACCCGCUGGCCGGCUGCUGGCAGCCCACUGCCCCGCUGCUGAAGCGCCGGCGGCACUUCAGCACCGCGGUGGUGGGGCAGCGGAUUUACGCCAUCGGGGGCUGGUACCUGGACACACUCCUGGCGCCGGACGGCGGCACGGCUCUGUACGCGGCGGUGGAGCGCUACGACCCAUGGAGCGACUCGUGGGCCUUCGUCUCCUCACUGCCCCUCACCGACUUCACCUUCGCCCUCUCGCUGUCCCACGACCUGCCGCUCUGCGCGGCUCACGCCGGGAGCAUCUACGCCCUGGGCAGCGUGCAGGGGACGGGCGAGAAGCUUUUGCUGCGUUACGACGUCAGGGCAGACACGUGGCAGGAGCUGCUCCCAACGCUGACGCGAGCCGACGCCGACCUGCCCGGCCUCUAUUUCCUGGGGGGCUCGGAGCCCCUCUACGUGGUGGGGGGCAACGCCCAGGAGAACGUGGUGAUUUCCUUCAGCCCGGGGGCCCGGCGCUGGGGCCCGGCGCGGAGCCUGCCCAAGUGCAGCCUGGCGGGGCAGGGCGUGGCCCUGGGCGGCCGCCUCUUCAUGGCGGCGCCAGAGCUGGGCACGGUGCUGGCUCUGCAGCUGGGCUCGCUGGCCUGCCGGCCGCUGCCCGCCCCGCCCUUCCCCCUCUCCUAUGAGGCCCUCUUCUUCCUGCACUUCCCUCUGCCCCCACCCCCGGGUGGGGAGCAGGGAAAGGCGGGCGCCGGAGGGCCCAGCAGCCAGCUGGGGCAGUGAGGGGACCCUCCCCCCGGCUGGCGGGACCCCGUCAUCGGGAGCCCGGGGUUCGCGCCCUGCCACGAGCGGUGUGCAGCACAGUCCGGGGGGGGCGGGGGGGGCUCGUCUGCCUACUGACGACUCGCUGGCUCGUUAAGGUCACUGUGAGACCCGCACUGGUGCCACGCGGGGGCUGCAGCUGGUCCCCGGCGCUGGGUGAGGCUCUUGGCGACCCACGGCGUUUACACCCUGCCGCAGCUUCUCCCCGGGCAAAGGAGGGACCGAGGCCGACGCAGCAGCCCGGGGGGCCCCUUGUCCGGAUCGGAGGCUGCAGCAGGAAGGGGGGGUCCCCAUGGUGCCGACCCCAGCGGGGGGAGCCGGCCUGGAGCCUGCCGAGCCGGGGCUGGGCGCCUGCCACAGGCCUCCAGGUCCCCAGGGCGCUGACUGGUGCGGGAGGAACUCGCAGGGGCCCCCCCCCCCGCGGGCGCUGCCUGUUCCCGGGCGAGGGGAGGGGGCUUGGUGGACG